Brassica napus (rape) is the source of this 1889-nucleotide messenger RNA. RefSeq names its product target of rapamycin complex subunit LST8-1-like. The record is from RefSeq and is a predicted model, not a curated record. Gene Ontology annotation, cellular component: TORC2 complex; TORC1 complex. The transcript is spliced from 10 exons. The coding region runs from base 605 to 1591 and encodes 328 amino acids. NCBI's taxonomy places the organism in Eukaryota, Viridiplantae, Streptophyta, Magnoliopsida, Brassicales, Brassicaceae. Gene Ontology annotation, molecular function: protein binding. Gene Ontology annotation, biological process: TOR signaling; regulation of actin cytoskeleton organization.
GUUGAACAAUCAUUUUAUUAGGUUAAUAAGAACCAUUGUGUUUUACAAUGAUCUGGCUCUGAAGGUCUCGGAUAACUUCUUGAAGUUUUUUUCCUCUUUAUUUUUAUCUUUAAUUAAAUAAUUUGAUUAUGUAUAGUAGCUGAUCCUGCUCAGCAUUUGCUUGUAUUCAAUCAAUACCGGCUUAGAUUGUAAUGUUUUUUUUUUCUCAACAGAUUGUAAGUGUGACUUUUUAAGUCAAAGAUAUCUGAUAGGUAAGUCAAAAGAAAAUAAGAGUUUUUUCCUUUAGGAAAUAUAUAAAACAAUACAAAUUAGGUAGUUUAUAAAAUAUAUCAUUUGAAGUAAUUUGUAUAAGAUUUUCUUUACCAUAAAAGGUUCUUUGUAUUUUUUUUAGUGGAAAUUAUCAUAUCCAACUCAACAAUUAGAUAGAUUUUGUGAUUACACUUGUAGAUAAGAUUUGAAUGCAGUAAAUGAGAAAUUGCAUUUUGUAAUAUUUCAAUUAGCAGAUAUAAGAUGCUUCUGUCUGAAAUUUAGCACAUAAAUCAUAUUUAACAAAGUUUUCUUCUUCAAUAACAAAGAUUCUUGUAAGGAUAAUAAAUCUAGCAAAAUGAGUCAGCCUUCCGUGAUUAUCGCAACUGCUAGCUACGAUUUUACAAUCCGAUUCUGGGAAGCCCAAUCCGCUAGCUGUUACCGUGCCAUCAACUAUCCUGCUGUGCCUCAAAGAGAGCUCGAUGAAGGCCGUAACCCUCAGAAUGUGAACAAGCUCGAGAUAAGCCCAGAUAAGCGUCAUCUAGCAGCAGCUUGCAAUCCUUAUAUACGGCUCUUUGAUAUCAAUUUCCAUCAUGGACAUGUGAGGACUUUUGUUGCACACACCAGCAAUGUUACGGCCGUUGGGUUUCAUGCUGAUGGCAAUUCGAUGUACUCAGGAUCAGAGGAUGGCACAGUUAGGAUCUGGGACUUGAGGGCUCCUAAUCGACCAGAGGUGUACGAACGGAAUUGUCUAAAGGCAUAUCACUUGGAUGGAAGUGUUACCCCAAUUAACACAGUUGUUUUACACCCAAAUCAGAUUGAACUGAUAUCUGGAGACCAAGAUGGAAUUAUACGUGUAUGGGAUACGAGAAUGAAUUCAUGUACCAUUGAACUGGUACCAGAACCUGAUACGGCUAUACGGUCUUUAUCAGUUAUGAGGGAUGGGUCAAUGUUGGCUGCUGCUAACGACGGUGGCACAUGUUAUAUAUGGAACAUCGUGCGUGGAAGUCAGGUGGGAACCGAGUUUGAGGCCAUUCAUAAGCUUCAAGCUCAUAAUAGACAUAUCCUUAAAUGUGUCCUAUCUCCUGACAACAAAUAUCUAGCGACUGCAUCCUCUGAUAAAACUGUCAAAAUCUGGAACGUCGACAGUUUCACGCUAGAUAAAGUGUUAACAGGACAUCAGAGAUGGGUCUGGGACUGCGCCUUCUCAGUGGAUGCAAAAUUUAUUUUAACAGCAUCAUCGGACAUGACGGCUAGAUUGUGGUCGAUGGAAGAGGGAAACGAACUGAGAGUGUACCGAGGUCAUAACAAAGCAAUUGUGUGUUGUGCACUCAAUGAUGUCUAGAUUGUGGUCGAUGGAAACGGGAAGAGAACUGAGAAUGUACCAAGGUCAUCUCAAAGCAAAUGUGUGUUGUGCGCUCAGUGGAUAAUCUUGAAUAAGAAUCGAAAAGGCUAAAUUAAUUAUGAACAAGUUAUGAUUAUGAAACUUGUGUUGUUUGUGUUUUAGAAAACUCUUUUAGAUUUCAACCGGAUUCAUUUUAAUUGCUCCUCUCUGAUCUCGUCGUGAUUAAACAUUUCUCCCUACAUUUAAAAGCUCGAAACAGAACCUCGUUUAGAUGUUAUACAAAAAAAAUCUGCCAAUG